This is a messenger RNA of Volvox carteri f. nagariensis, 1125 nucleotides long. RefSeq lists its product as uncharacterized. Gene Ontology annotation, biological process: regulation of translational fidelity. Bases 1 to 1125 code for a protein of 374 amino acids. The transcript is spliced from 2 exons. The record is from RefSeq and is a predicted model, not a curated record. Gene Ontology annotation, molecular function: nucleotidyltransferase activity; double-stranded RNA binding; tRNA binding. Gene Ontology annotation, cellular component: cytoplasm. Lineage: Eukaryota; Viridiplantae; Chlorophyta; Chlorophyceae; Chlamydomonadales; Volvocaceae.
AUGACUGCGGCGACGCCGAUACCUGGGGAUUUGCAGACGGAGGUCCUCUCUCUGGUACCCGCUGAACUCAGUUGCGAUACCACGUUUCCAAAUGGCCAGCCACCCUGCCACCCUUGCAUAGCGCGCGCCGCAGAGGCGCUGGCCGCGGGCGAGGUCGUGGCAAUUCCAACGGAGACAGUCUAUGGCCUAGCCGCGAAUGCUCUUUCCGCCUGUGCAGUCGGUCGGGUCUAUACCGCAAAGAACCGCCCUGCCGAUAACCCGCUCAUCGUCCACGUGUCUUCCCUGGACAUGCUCGCGUCGCUCUACCCCCCUGGCUGGGCCCUCCCGUCCGUCUACGAGGCUAUUGUUCGCGACCUGUGGCCAGGCCCAUUAACCAUCCUCCUCCCCCGAAGCCACCUCGUGCCCGACGUAGUGACGUGCGGCCAGUCCACCAUGGCUGUCCGCAUGCCCGCACACCCAGUGGCGCUGGCGCUCAUCGCCGCCUGUGGUUUCCCGCUUGCCGCUCCCUCCGCCAACUCCUCGGGCCGGCCGUCCCCCACGUUAGCUCGCCACGUACUGGAUGACCUGGGCGGCCGCGUGCCGCUCAUCUUGGACGGUGGAGCCUGCACUUACGGCGUGGAGAGCACUGUCUUGGACGGGCUGCGGAACCCGCCUGCCAUCCUCCGGCCGGGCGGCAUCACACACGAGCAGCUGGCUGGCUACCCCGGUCUGGAGGGGCUGCAACUCUACCGCCGCGAUUUUGUGGAUCCGCAGCUGGAGGCGGCGCCCUCGACGCCAGGUAUGAAGUACCGGCACUACAGCCCCAACGCGCCAGUAUUGCUGCUGGAUCCAGGGGACGCACCCGCGGCUAGCGUGAGCGAUGAGGCACUGGCUGCGCGGCAGCAGGAUAAGUUAGAGGAGGCACGACAAGGCGACCUGUGGCCGCAGCGAUUGCCUCCCUACGAGUACGUGCUGGGCCACGUGUCCCGGCCGGCAGCGGUGGCGAGCGAGCUCUACGCCGCACUGCGUCACAUGGACGAAGUGGGUGUAGCGGUAAUUGUGGUAGAGGGUGUGCGUGAUACGGGCGCCGGGGUGGCAGUGAUGAACAGGCUGCGGAAAGCGGCGAGUCGUGUGGUGGCGGUAUGA